Caenorhabditis elegans is the source of this 661-nucleotide messenger RNA. It is a transcript of the gene C37C3.11, whose product is annotated as DUF2975 domain-containing protein. The transcript is spliced from 3 exons. Lineage: Eukaryota; Metazoa; Nematoda; Chromadorea; Rhabditida; Rhabditidae. The coding region runs from base 33 to 518 and encodes 161 amino acids. The record is from RefSeq and is marked reviewed.
AGAAAUAAAACGGGAGGUCGAAGAAUGAGAUGAUGGCGGCCAAUUCGAUUGUCGUUCAAAAACAGCCGAGCGCUUAUAUGUGCUCAUUCUCACUCUAUGCAUCUACAGUAAUCAUGGCGGUUCUACAGACAAUACUCUCCGCCUUAUUAGCAAUUCUGUACCGCGUCAAAAUCGAAGGGGAUAGUGUGAUUGUGCGUAUACUCUUCUGGAUCCACGUGUCUUGCUCCAUAUCAGCUCUUUUGUUUUCAGUAUUUUGCCUCUUCAAACGAAAAAUAGGAUCCACUUAUGAAGUUGUGCUUCAUGGUUAUUUGCUAAGUGUGCUCAUCAAUGGACUUACUGCUCUAUUCGGAGUACUCUACGUCCCAUUGUUCUUCCUUCAAACAUCACAUUCUCUAAUGGAAGGCCUGGACUAUUUCAUAUGUUUCAGCCUGUCGGGAGUACUUCUCUUCCUUCAAUGGGCUGUCAAACAAGUCACCGAACAAAUGCUACCGGUUAUGGAACAUGAUUUCAAAGUUUGAAUUAGCUCUCCUAGUUUGAAGUUUGCGUUUUGAAAUUUUUAAUUUUUUUUUGCAAUAUUCUGAUAUUUGUUGGUACCUUUCUCCCGUCUUCUGUAAUCUGGUUUGAUCUCAAUAAUAAUAAAGUCUUGAAAAGUCCGGUAAAU